AUGAUGAUGUCUCUGGGCUCCAAGGUGGCUGUCCGCCCGCUGUUCCGCUCCGCGAUGCGGCCGCGGGCGGCGCGGUCGAUGGCGGCGCGCGUGCAGGCGAUCGCGGUCGGGGACAAGAUGCCGGACGCGAGCUUCGCGUACUUCGACGCCAACGGCGACAUGCAGUCCGUCUCCACCUCGGAGCUCUUCGGCGGCAAGAAGGUCGUGCUGUUCGCGGUGCCGGGCGCCUUCACGCCCACGUGCUCGAUGCAGCACCUCCCGGGCUUCAUCAACUCGGCCGACGACCUGAAGGCCAAGGGCGUGGACACGAUCGCGUGCGUGUCCGUGAACGACCCGUUCGUGAUGCGCGCGUGGGGCAAGGAGGUGGGCGCCGGCGACAAGGUCAUGAUGCUCGCCGACGGCUCCGGCCUCUUCGCCAAGGCGAUCGGGUGCGAGCUGGACCUGACCGACAAGGGCCUGGGCAUGCGGUCGUGCCGCUACGCGAUGCUGGUUGACGACGGCACCGUCAAGGUCGCCAACGUCGAGGACGGCGGCGCGUUCACCAUCUCCGGCGCCGAGAAGAUCAUGGAGGCGCUCUGA
Messenger RNA from Pedinophyceae sp. YPF-701, 579 nucleotides. NCBI's taxonomy places the organism in Eukaryota, Viridiplantae, Chlorophyta, Pedinophyceae. The record is from the annotation of a GenBank genome assembly.